AGUUGACUUCGUCGCGGACCAGACCGGACCGAACCGAACCCAUUCCGGCACGACACGCGACCCUGAAUUAGAAAAUUAUCAAAUCACGGUCUAAUUUAAUUUAAAAACUUGAAGAAUAAAUGAAAAUGUUACCCGAAAAGUGUGCACUUGCUUGGUGGAUAUUUGUGGGCCUAGUCCUGGACCUUGUGUGCGCGGAGCUGGACUUUAACAAUGAUCUGGAGAACAGCCAGAAGUUCCAGAGUAUUCCAACGACAGUGAAAACAUUCGAAAAUGACACGGUCCUGCUGCCCUGCACCUUGAACACUCCAUUCCGAUACGUGCGCUGGCACCGCGACGAUGUGGCACUGGUGGACUCUCGGCACCCGGAGAUACUGCCGCCAGAUCGCAUCAUGCUCUGGCCCAAUGGCAGCCUGCAGGUGGCUAAUGUGCAGUCGGAGGACACCGGGGACUACUACUGCGAGAUGAACUCGGACUCGGGCCAUGUGGUGCAGCAGCACGCCAUCGAGGUGCAGCUGGCGCCACGCGUCCUCAUCGAGCCCAGCGGACUGACGGAGCUGCCGAUUGGAGCCACCUUCGAGGUGGUAUGCGAGGCGCAGGGCGUGCCCCAACCGGUGGUAGACUGGCGACGGGAUGGACACAGCCUGGGCCAAGGGGCGAGCACGGGCAAUCGGCAGAGCCACAUCACGGAGAUCAAGUCGCGUAGUCAGUCGGGUCUGAUCGAGUGCUUCGCCAGCAAUGGCGUGGGAGAGCCGGCCGUGGCGGGAGUCUAUCUGCAUGUGCUGUUCUCUCCCGAGGUAAAUCUCCCUCAAUCGGUGGUGUACACCAAGCUUGGGACGCGAGCCCAUCUCGAAUGCAUUGUGGAGGCGGCGCCGGCGGCCACCGUCAAGUGGUUCCACCACGGCCUGCCCGUGGCAUUGGGCACGCACUAUUCCAGCCACGAGACCGAGCUGCAGUCCAACCGCUCUCUCGAACACUACGUGAACGGUGUCCGCCACAUGCUGGUGAUCAAGAACGUGCGCAACGCGGACAUGGGGCAGUUCGAGUGCCGGGCAAGCAACAGGAUCGGUGCAAGGAUUGCCAGCAUUGAGCUGACCGGCCGACCCAUGCCGUGCAUCUUCAAGAUCAAUCCGGGCACGCAGAGCUCCACGUCGCACGUGCUGGUGUGGCAGACGGAGAGUCUGCUGCCCAUCAUGGAGUUCAAGCUGAAGUUCCGCCAGAUCCCAUCCAACAACAUCACCAGGCAAAUACGAACCAACUGGACAGAGCUAACGAUCCCUGCUCAGGCCACAAAUGGACUCAUCUACAUCACGACGUAUACGCUUCAUGGCCUGCAGCCGGCAAGUCUCUACGAGGUCUCCGUUCUGGCGAGAAACAGUUUCGGGUGGAGCGACAACAGCAAAACUGUUCGCUUUGCCACGGGUGGAGAGGUUGAGCUGCCCAACUAUUCAACGGAAUCGGAGCUGCAGAACGAUGUCACUGAGGAGCAGGACUUCCUGAACGAAAUUACCCAGAGAUCGGACACUCUGCGAGCCAGCAUGAUGUUCAAUUCGGGCUCAGCAGCUGAAGGCCGUGGGCUCAGUAGAGCCUUGAUCUAUUCCAUCUGCCUAAUAUUAGUCCUGACAUACCAGUAAGAGUAAUUCCUAAUGCCUUUGUACUGAACUCUUUUUCCAUGUGGCAAAUAAACAAAUAUCACCAC
Drosophila subobscura is the source of this 1696-nucleotide messenger RNA. RefSeq names its product neurotrimin (gene wrapper). Gene Ontology annotation, cellular component: axon; neuronal cell body; plasma membrane. NCBI's taxonomy places the organism in Eukaryota, Metazoa, Arthropoda, Insecta, Diptera, Drosophilidae. The record is from RefSeq and is a predicted model, not a curated record. The transcript is spliced from 5 exons. Gene Ontology annotation, biological process: synapse organization; homophilic cell-cell adhesion. Gene Ontology annotation, molecular function: protein binding; axon guidance receptor activity. The coding region runs from base 120 to 1631 and encodes 503 amino acids.